Cydia strobilella is the source of this 6323-nucleotide messenger RNA. RefSeq lists its product as uncharacterized. The transcript has a single exon. NCBI's taxonomy places the organism in Eukaryota, Metazoa, Arthropoda, Insecta, Lepidoptera, Tortricidae. Bases 670 to 5265 code for a protein of 1531 amino acids. The record is from RefSeq and is a predicted model, not a curated record.
UAGUUACGCGAUCGCAGGAACUUUGUUUACCCUAUCUUGAUCUUAAUUAAAUAUUUUUUUGUAAAGCGAAGCGGUGGUGAAGCUCGGCGCAUCAUUUCCUGACACUAAUUGAUCCCAUUUCCCUCCCGCGCCGAGUAACGCCCUCCACCUCUGAGUCCAUCGCUCACGUGGAAUCCAAUAAGAACCGCUUAGCUGCCUCGCCAGGGAGCACGUCAACAUUUCUUAAACAUAUCCGAGACUUAACUUGCCCUUAAUCUUCCCAAGUUAACGGAUGAUAAAUUAAGGAAGUUUAAGGUUUACGUGUUCCAUAGAGGUAAUCCCCGUCCUUUUCCUUAACCUUAUGACACUCAUGAUGCUGGUCUGGAUAUAAGUGACUUAUAUCCAGAUCAGUACAAUUUUUUAUCUUUUACAGAAAAGUGAUGUAAUUGUAUUUAAAGUCAUAUAUAUUUUUUGAUCGAAAUUACCGAUUUGAUUCCGUCGAAGUUUAAAGUUUACAUAAAGUGUUGAAACGAACAUAGUAUAAUAAAAUGAUAAAGUGGAUCAAAUGAACAAUGAUAAUGUGAAAAAUAAGUGAUAAUGACAUUAAACAGAACUGUAAAUGAUGCGAACGUUUCAUAUGAAAAGUGUGAAAAACAAAUCGAUAUGGGAUGACUCAAAGUGUAAAAUGUUAUGUGCAACCCAUUUUCCGACCUGGAGAUGAUGCGCGAAUUUCACGACAAUGCUGGGGCAGGUGCAGGCGGCGCGAUGGAGGAAAACGAGGGCGACGAGAAUGGGGCUGCCGAGAACGAUAUGGACGAAUGCGGCUCUCUCGCGCUGCCGCCCGACCUGCCCCCUUACUCCGGUGACUACAUCAUCAGUGACUACAUGGAGCGCCUCGGCACCCGCCUUAAUAUCCUCGAAACAGAGCUCAAGUACGCCUGGCGAGCUCUCGACCUCCUCAGUCAGGAGUACGUCAGAAUGUGGGAACGUCUCGAGAGGCUGGAGGCCCUGCUCGCGGACCAACAGGGUGUUAUAUCAACGUUACUCGACUUCUAUACGUGCCGUGGUGUUACCGCCAGAGAUCCUAUGACCCGGCUAGAAGUAAUAAGAGAAAUUUUAGGCAAUGGAACGGUAGAAGAUGGUAUUGAGGAAGGUUUAGAUAUAGGACGUAGCUCUGUCUUAAUGGAUCCACAAGAGGAAAUAAUGGAGUCUAAUGAAGCUUUUUACAAAAGCUUAAACCAAGCUUAUCGAGACGAUCUGGUUUGCGAAGAGACUUCUCGUCCCCCUUCACAAUUAGAUAUGAUUUGGGAAGCACCAGAAGAACACGAGAUGGAAAUUAUACCUGCUGGUUCAAGACAAGUGUACAGUGCAACAGAUUACAAAGAUUACUGUGGAUUACAGGGCGGGCCCGUUAUUAGCGAAAGAGAUUUGGUACAUUUAUCGACGUUAAGUACAAUAGAUCAAAUCGCCGUAGAAAAAUUACAUGAAUUAGAUAGACUGACAACACAAUUACACAAAGAUUCGAGAGAGUUAAAAGACUUGAAAACUAGAAUUCUUAGCCCAGAAACAAUGAAAUCCAAACACAAUAUUGAUAUUGAAGCCAAAGCACUUGUUGAAGACGGCAACAUAAUAAAUGAACAACUUAAAAAUGUUUACUCUGGUGAAGAAAACUGGGGUAUCAACGAUGUUAUGAAAAGUUUUGACGAUUUUUUAUUGUCUAUGCCUAAAGAGUCUAUCAGUAGAGAAAAAUCUCCAUCUCGAUUAUCUCUUACCGAAAAAUCUGUAACGGAUCGAGCUAUUGAUUACUUACCUCCAACGGUAUCUCCUCGACGAAAUUAUGUUCCUGAAAGAACAACAACAGAACCGUAUACUACUGUAACUGGACGAUUAGCAUACAGUUCGGCAGUAGCAAAUGCGGAAAUAAAUGCAGCUAAGGCUUCCAAAUCCCCUAGCGCACUUUCAAGAGAAAGGUUUGAAUAUAGUCCAUCUUAUCAAAUGACAGACCCUUCAAUGUAUUAUUCCAGUAAAGGAUUAUCUCAACCAAUAAACGAUAUUUAUAAAACAGCUGGUUUAGAUCAGCAAUCUCCUAUGUCAGUCCGUGAAAUUUAUAAAAGACCUUCUGAUAGUAGAUAUGACGUAAAUUAUGAAGAAAGUAGGUUACGAGAGCCCCCUACUCCACCGCCACCAGCUCCUCCAAAUGGAGUUAAUUUAUUCGCCAAUAUUGGAAAUAACAAUGAAUCAACGGCUAGUCAGUCAAUGCUUUCGGCCGGUAAUUUACCAUCAGACAAUUUACGAUUAAGUCCUAGGUCUCCCAAAUCACCAAAAACGUCCCCAAAACACCUAAAAAGAGAUACUACGAAUAUAGUGGCCGCUAAAUCUGACUCGGGUUUAUCAUCAAUGAGUGGAUGGUCCAGCUUGGAGAAAAGCCCAGGCUCGCCAAAAACAGGAAAGGUCGUUCAUUCUACUCAUGACUCGCACAAAGUAAGAAUCGCAUCACCUCAAUUAGUUCAAAGAAUGGCAUAUGAAAUUGAGUCCAAACCCUAUUCAGAAACACUUACAGACUCAUAUGCCCAAGAAGGUAAAAAUUUAAAAAGUGAUUUUAACUUACGAACAAUUGAUAAAAUUAACAAAGAACUCUCGUCAAGGGAUUUAAAUAAAUUUCAAGGGAAGUUAGAAAGUGAUUUUAUUAAAUCUAGUAUUCCGCAUUCCAUCGGGGCAUCAAGUUCUCAAUUAAAUAUGAGUGAAUAUUUUUAUGGAAAUGAAGCUCCUUCAAUAUAUUCAGUUGCUGGUAAUAGGCAACCAGUAUUUACAACGGUUUAUAGCACUCCAAGAGGCAUGCUUUCUGAGGACCGAAAUAAUUUUUCCGAAUUAUUAGAUAGAAAUGAAAUUGUAGAAUCCAAUGCACCAGUUGCAGAAUCAUAUCCACCUGAACCUAGUUAUCAUGCGCAAACGGUUGUUAUGUCAGCUGCAAAUGUAAAUAAGAGAACAUUGACAAGAGCAAACACAAUGGGCCCUAAUGAUCCCCAAUUUCAUCAAAAUGGAUAUAAAGCGACAUCUCAUCGUGGUGCGUAUCCACCUGGCAACCUUACUGAUGCAUUGUCAUAUUAUCCAACAUCCAGUAGGUAUGAUUCACCAAAACGUACAUCAUUAGAAGAUCAGCUUUCAUGGCAAGGUGGAAGUAGAUCACCAACUAGUUCAAUGGAUACAUCUAGUUUAAAGUCCCACUCCCUAAAUAUUUCUGAGAGAAAACAGUUUCAAAAUCAGCUACAGCAAGAAUAUUUUAAGCAGCAACAAUAUGACCAAAGAAACGGAAAUCUCAAUUGUUACGACGAGCAAGAGUAUAAUCAUCAAAUGAAACCAGAACACUCAAAAACAAGAAAAGAACAAUACGUAGACUCAGGUGGUAUGUUAGUCUCAGAAUCAGGAUAUUUGUCUAUAUCAAGAAGUAUACCCCAACAUAAAAUACCUAAAAAACCAAAGAGAACAUCUUCCUUAAAAUCUGCUAUGUCCAGCGUGAGCCACUGGCUGCCAGAUUUACACUUACCCAAAAAACAUAGAUCUCAUUCUUUACCUUCUGGCGUAGAUACCGUAGAACAACCUCAACAAGAAAAAAGUUUAAAAGAACGAAUAUUGUCUGCUCAAAGAAGAAAGAAAAAAUAUCAUUUAGUAGCUUCCAUGUCAGGAUUAUUACAAAAGGCUAGAAGGAAGCAACAAGCAAGUCAUCAAUCGUUAUCAGACCCAGAAACUUCAGAAACUGAGUGGUCUGGAGGGAGAUCUAGUGCUCAAUCCGAAGAUAGUGACAGUGUGUUUUCUGAUUCUGCUCACGAGACCAAUAUGUUUGCUAAAGUACCUCCAAAACCAAAACAAAGAAAAAGUAACAACCAGGACAUUGUGGAACAACAACAAAUGAUCCAAGAGUUACACCAGCAAGGACGAGAUUUUCCUGAAGAUAUUUCAGAACAUGACGUGGAUGAAAUUGAUAAAAUUUCGGUAAAUAAUACGAUUCCACGAGAUAAGAGCGAUGAUAUUGACUUUCACUUCGCACGAAUUAGCCAGAUGAAUAAAGAUAAUAUAUCAGAAUUAGAAAAAUUGGAUAUAGAUACGGACAUUUCAAACGUAGACCUUUUUGAAGAUGACAUAAAAGAAGAAGAUGACCAAUCACCUGGAUCUCUUUUUGCAACAAUCGGUGAUGUGAAAAAGGCAGCUGCUGCCUCAGACGAGGGUCUAAAUGACAGUAAUAAAUCCUAUAGUGGAAGUUCGCAAGAAUUUGCAGUAUCAAGGGCUUUAGGAAAAUAUAGGUUAAGAAAAUCUACAUCGAUAUCUGAUGAACAAAUGGAUGAUGAACUCUCUCCACCAAGAACCGAACCCGAACAUCAGGAAGAAGAAAUGCCAAGUCAAACAGAUAAAAAAGUCCGCAAAACUAGCACUCCCGAAAUCAUUAACUCUACGGCACCCGAAGAAUCAUCUACAUACCCAGAAAGAAGUCCAUCAAUUCAAAGCGCCCGUACCAUUCAUAGUAAAUUUCCGACGAGGCAUCAGCAAAGUUUAGAUAUCCCCAAUAAGCACGAUGAUGAUGACAGUAAAAGUACUCAUUCGUGGAGAAGUGGCUCACGAGUAUCAUCGAGACGACAAAGCACGGAAGAUAGCAUCGAUUCUGAGGAUGAAUGGUAUUGUUAUGAAUUAAGGAAACUAGAAGAAAUGGAACAUCAGUCACAUAGUGAAAUGGAAAGACAAACGACACUGCCAGAAGAACCUGAAUAUGAAGAUGAGGAAGACCCAGUUAAAGACAAGGAAAUAUUAAAAGAAAAAAUGUCGUUUGUAUUAAGAGAAUUAAAACUUAAAACAGCUAACGUUAAAACUAAAUAUGACAAAACACCAGAAAAAGAAACCUGGAAAGAUAUCACAACAUUCCCUGCAACUUCUGAUUCAAAAGACUACGAAAGCCCUAUUAGGGACGACGAAGAUGAUAAAUCUUAUGCCGAUGAUUCUGGAUCGGGUGAAACUUCGGGUCCAGAUAGUCCUGUUCAGAGUGGGGAUGAACUGGACGAAGAUUACGAUAUGCCGCAGUUUCAUGAAGAUACCGCAGCAGUUCAAGAACUACAACAACAGCAAGAUGCACCUGUUGGGAGUAAAUGGAAGUUGUUGAAGGCGCUGAAGGACCGAAAAGCUGAGGACAAGGCGUCUGAGACUCCAGUGGCAACAACUCCAUCCACGGAGAAAGACAAAGUCAGUGCAGGUGUAAGUUAUCUUAUGCAGAAAUUUCAUGAAAUUAGAGUUAAAAGUUAGAUGCUUACGGCAACACUAAUGUUAAAUAAUAUUUCAUUUACCAUAAAAGUUAAAUUAAUAUUUAGACUGAUGAACUGCAAAAUAUUAUGCUCGCUUUACAAUGUCAAUAUGAAUAAAAACGAUAUAAUGAUCAAAUAGGUAAUCUUGCGCAUAAGGCAUAGCUGUAGGCAAUAUUUUACAAUGACGUAAUACUCUGUCCAUUUCAACAACUUCCAUUACAACGUUAGCUUAUUGUUGUUUCAGAUAAAGUAGCUGUUAGAUGUAUACUGAGAUUAGGGUGUUUAUAUUUUACUAACGUUUCGACUCGGAUAACGUACGCGUAAAACGGUAUUGUGUCACCUAAAUUUAAAAUUAAAUAUGAAAUAGUCAAUAUACUCGUAAAAUCUGAAAAAAUUAGGACAGAAACUAGGGUUGGUGACUGGGGUUGUGAUGACUUUACCUAAUUUCAACCAGUUGUUUUGCUCCAGUAACAUUAGCAAUCCUACGACAGCAACUCUGAAAAUAUUUACUUAUAUUAUAUAGAGUGCGUGUAAUAGCAACUUUAUAAUAUUUAUUAUACAUUAUUUCUAAAAGUAUUAAUGCUCUUUCUAUAUAAUUGAGGCAAUAACUUAGUAAAUAAGGAAUUUCUACACGUACAGUAACAGUAUUUUAUACGAAGCUUGAGAAAUUAAUCCCUAUAAUAACAAUAAAACUAUACAACUUUUAACUAAAGCGAUCUUGCUUAAAAUUGUGUUAUAUUAAUAACUACAUAACUAAAACAAGUAAUAAGUAAUCAUUCAGUAUUUUAACGUAGGCCUGUUUGUUGCUUCAUCAGUAAUCAUCAAUGAAGCUUUUAAUAUAGGUAUUGAAGGUGUGCUUUCAGCGUGUCAUGUCGAACAAGCUUAGAUGGCAUUUUAUGUACAAAUCUCAUAAAUAUCAUAUCAUCUCAUAUCACAAAAAAACGUAUUUACCUUACCUACAAACCACCUUCUAAAUAUAUAAAGUAUAUUCCAUAAAUUAAAUAGCAUGAAAUGCAGAAUAAAAAAACUUAAAACAAAUACUCACGUAAUGCGAUAAUC